Molecule: messenger RNA, 5713 nt
Organism: Amphibalanus amphitrite
Lineage: Eukaryota; Metazoa; Arthropoda; Thecostraca; Balanomorpha; Balanidae
Product: putative mediator of RNA polymerase II transcription subunit 12
Exons: 17
Coding region: 619-4602 (1327 amino acids)
Source: RefSeq, a predicted model, not a curated record
UCGCUAGAAAGUGGUGCCGCCACCACCCGAGUCGCCGCCUUCUGCUGCGCGCACGCGUAGCCCAGCGCACACGGCGCUUGUCGCGCGACGCUCGGCGAGAGUUUUUGGUGGCGCGUCGCGCGCCAGUGGUUUUUGCGCUUUUUGUGGUAACGACAAAGCCGUGUUUUAAUUAGGAUAAAGGAUUGAUCUCUUGUGCAACGGCUGGGUUGUGGAACGCGAGGACUGCAGUUGGCGUCGAGACGUUGAAGUGCGCGCAGUGUGGUGUGCGUGUGGUGAAGGACGGCUUAGCUGUCUAGGAGCCGGGUCAUGCCAUUACCGAUCGGCGCCUGGUCCAGGACGAGCUGACCGCCCGAGUGGUGGUUGUGGCACUGGCGGCUCGUCGCUAGCCGGGACACAGGCACGUCGGCAGACAGUGCGGCGGAAGGAACUGUGAUAACGGAAACGGGGCGGAUUCGUCGGGCCAGAACGAGUCCUGUGCGUCCGUUGCCGGCGCUCAGGCCGGCAGGCUAAGGUCGAGAGCUCUCUGUCCACCUUUUGCCAAUCUGACUGACAUCGCUCGGUGUUCCACCUGUGGUCGUGGUCGACUGUGGUCGCGACCUGCGGUCGCAUCCUGUCGCCAUGGUGAAGGGCAAGACGAAGGGAGUUGCCACGAAGGCGGCAGUCCUGGAGCCGGACAUUCACUACGCAGAGGAGGCGGAUCCUCGCUCUCCGAAUCUUCCGGAGCCGCGUGUGCGCUGUGAUCCGUCGUCGCCUCCGGCAGAGGUCAGGUCACAGGUGAGGUCAGUGCGUCGGACGCCCAGGAAACGUUGUCGACGCUCUGAUGUCAGUCGUCGAUCACCUGUGAUUUCGUCGGCAUCUUCUGCAUCUUCACCAGCAACUCCUACAGUUCCCAUGAGUUUGGACUCUGUGCAAGCAUCAACAACACACACAGUAGCAUCGCCGGGAAGGACAGUCUCGGGAGUGAUACCAUCAUCCUCAUCAUCAUUGCCAACUGCUUCUUCAUCGUCACCUCAGGCAUUAGUGACGCCCUCGAACUCGAACGUUGCCCCAACGCCUUCUGUGCGAGUGAAGGCUGAACCUAUGUCUGAUACAGACGAGUGUCCAGUGCGAGUGAAGCAAGAACCUGACGAGUGUUCUGUGCGAGUGAAGUCAGACCCUGACGCGCCGCCACCUCCUCCGGCGCGCGCCCAAAAGCGACGCUCCGGUUCCCCGCCGAGGGACGAACAGGAUGUCCCGUGGUGGCAGGAGCCCAUCACUGCCAGCAUGUCCAUAGGAGGGCUGACUUUCCUUCAGACCGAGUCGGGACUGAGGAUAAUCAGCAACAACCGCGAGUUCUGGUACUGGGGCGUGCAGCUCGACCCGGACCUGUUGGUCACCAUAUCGUCACUCUAUCCAGAGUGGUUCAGGAAUUUCGACUUUGAACAGCUCGACAUGGCUGAGGGAGGGGGCUCCCCGCCCCCCAUCAUCCCCCUCUCGCCGCCGCAGGCAGAGGUGGAUGAGUCGCCGCUGCAGAAACAGAUGGAUCGAAAUAAAGAGUCUCUGAAGGUCAAAUUGAUGACCAGGAGACCCAUGAACCAACUGGUGGAUCAGGGCAUUUUACCAUCAUUGAAGGCAUCACCGGCACUCUACGAACAACGCCAGCGACUGGAGCGAGCCAAGACGGGCGACCUCCUCAAGGCCAAGAUCCAGCGCAGGCCAGACCGUCAGGAGCUAGUGCGUCAGCACAUUCUCGAAGACACUGGCAACGUGCACCCGGCUCUGGUGGAGAAGCAGCGACAGCUGAAGAAGGCUAGGCUCGCGGAUGCUCUGAAUGUUCAGCUGUCCCAUCGACCGGGUGUUCUGGAGCUCAUCAAGGCCAAUAUCCUGCACACGGAUGAGACGGUUGAGAAGGCUGUCAAAGAGGGCGCUAUCGACUUCCGUCCCACCUCCCAGGGCGAAGCGCGUCGAAAGCCGGCCGCCGCCUUCUUCCGCACAGAGGACGACUCGAGUUCAGACGCGGGCAGUCCGGACGGCGGCGCGCCGCCCCAGUCCCCUGCGGCGCCUCCUCCCAAACCUCCCCCGCCGCCGCCGCCGCCCCCGCCGCCCGUGUCGGCUAUCUCACCCAGCGCUGGGAGCAGUGUGAGCACUCUGAGCCCGCUGAGCAGCGUCAGCAGCCCGCAGUCGAUUGGAACCAUCAGCCCCGGACCGAGUGUGGCCGGUGCGUCCAUCCUCUCGGCCCGACCGGCCUCAGUUCUCUCCCACCUGGGUACGCCCCCACAGCGGUCCGAGGCGCCCGGGAAGGAACUCCACCACAAGAAGAAGAAAAAGUCGACGAAGAUGACGCCCAAGGCUAAGACUAUCAAGUUCCAUGAGUAUAAGGGUCCGCCGAACGCCACCAAGGCCUCUCAGUCCCUACCCACGGCUGCCGACGGGGAGAGUUCGUACGAGCUGCUCCUUCAGCAGCAGCAGCUGUUCCUGCAGUGGCAGCUCGAGUGGCAGCACAAGUACCCCCAGAUAAUCCUCCCGGCGUCACAGAAGCCCAUCAGCUCCGCCACGGGUUCGUCCACGACCACCACAGUCAGCCAGACGGCCUCGGUAGCCGGGGCGGCACCUUCUCCACCGCCGCCGCCGCCACCGCCACCGCCGCCCAGCGACCCGAGAUUCGCUAAACUGGAGGAGAUGAAGGUUUCCGACCUGCGCGUCGAGCUCAAGAAGCGCAACCUGCCCGUGUCUGGCAGCAAGCCACAGCUGAUUGAGCGACUGAAGCCGUUCGUGGACCAGAUCUCUGCGUCAUCGAGCCGCGCACAGUCACCGGCCGUACGAUCGGCUACGGCCAGCCCCUCGGCAGUGCCCGCGGCGGUUGUGCCGUGCUCCACUGUGACCACGGUAAGCAUCCCGAUCUCAAUGGCUACCGUUCCGGCGGGGGUCAGCCGACUGAUCCUGGAUACGGGACAACUGCAGGUGGCCGAUGGACAGGUGAAGGUACAUCUUCAGUCGGUUGUGUCGCAGCCCCUUCAGCAACAACAGCAACAGCAGCAGUCACAGCAACAACAGCAACAACAAGAACAAGCUCAGCAGCAGCAGCAGCAGCAGCAGCAGCAACAGCAACAGCAACAGCAAACCGUCCAGUUUGUACCGGACGUGGUAUCGAUGGCGAUUGCCUCUGCCAGUCCGGCCAGCGUGGGCUCGAUACACAGCUGCUAUGACGAUACGUCCCAGUCGCAGGCCGACUUCGGUCACAGUCAGGGCUCGGAGGGGCCCGUGUCGCCCGUCUUUGACGUGGCCAUGACUCCGGGCGACGCGCCCAUGGAGCUCGAGGAGGUCUUCGACGCCGCGCCGCCUCCCCCACCGCCUCCCCCGCCCCCGCCUCCGCCUCCUCCCCCACCUCCCCCGCCCCCUCCCCCGCCCCCGUCCCAGCCGGCCCCCUCCCCGGGCCCCAGUCAGCAUAUAGUGACGGAGGAGGCCAUUCAACAGCAGCGGCGGCGAGUGGAGGAACUGAAAGAGGAGCUGCAGCGGAGCCAGCACAUUCUCCAGCAGCAGCAGAACCUACUGCGUCUGCAGAGCGGUCAGCAGCAGCAGGCGGCCACCAGCCAGCAGCAGACGAGUCAGUCCCCGCCGGCCGGGCAGGCGCCACCAGACGCCAAACGGCUGCUCCUUCAGCAACACCUACAGCAGAAGGUGGCGGCGCAGAAGCUGCAGACCCAGCUGCAGAUGCUGAGACAGCUGCAGACCCUCCAGCAGCAGCAGCAGCAGCAGCAGCAGCAGCAACAGCAGCAGCAGCAACAGCAACAACAGCAGCAGCAGUUGCAGCAGCAGAACCAUGUCACGUCACAUCAGAGGACUGUCUCUCUUCCUACCUUUGCCGGUCUUCUAACGCAGCUGCAGCAGCACCAGCAGCUGUCUCCCAGUCAGCAGGAGCAGCCGUCGGGCAGCCCUGCUGACCAGCAGUCUCAGCAGCAGCAGCAGCAGCAGCAGCAGCAGUCUCACCGGCCCCUUCACAGGACGUACACGGAGCCGGGUGGAUUUGUACGGCCGCCGCCGGACUAUGUCGAGGCGACGCGCACCAAACCCUCCACCAGCCAUAAGUCGGCUCGUCGCUCGUCACGCAGUCAGGCCGUUGAUGAUGUACUGGAGAUACUCAUCAAGAACGGAGAGCUGCCUCCCAGUGCUGCGAUCGAGCCGUCGGGCGGCCAGCGGGCUGCCCCGGAACCGACCCCCGCCGCCGCCUCCGUCUCCGCUCCCUGCACGCAGUCCGCCAGUGACUUAUUCGCCGACCUGGCCGAGCUUGGCUCCAUCGAUGAGCUAGAGCUAGCCGAGCUAGAGGCGAUGGAGCUACAGCCGGCUCCGGAGCUAAAGCGGGAGGUCAACACACCGGAGCCACAGAUGGUUCAGCCGGUGGAGAGUAGCUCUUACCACCCUCCUCCAGAUGCUGAUUUCGAUAUGGAAGAGAUGCUGGAUACGUGGCUUCCUGCCAACAGCGAUUCGCACAACAGUCGAGACCCGCUUCUGCCAAGCGCGGCGGAUCCACUCCAGAUGCUUCUGAUUGAUGGAGUCGAUUUAAAGAUGGGGGGCGUGGACAGCAACUCUUCCAUGCAGUGGGACCGGCUGGAUUUUCCCGCGUAAUACGUGGACUUUCCCGCGUAAUACGUGACACGGUGAGGAGCGAGGAUGGGAGAUUUGAUGUCCAAUGGUGCUCAACGGCCACGAAAUCUCGCGCGCCGGACUGAGGGGGACGACAGAAGCGGUGCGGGACACCGCACAGUGCCAAAAAACGGCGCGAAAAUGGCCAAUUCGUGGGCCAGGUCUUUCUAUACGAUUUAAUGAGGUCUGCUGCGGGGGAGCGACGCAGGCAGCUAGAGGGGAGGAAUAAAAAGAGAGAGGGAUGGGAGGGCGCGACUGUUAAUGUCUAUAAGAAUGUGUGAGGGCGUUCUAAGAGUGAUUUUAUGCGAUGUUACGGAUGGAUAAAGACAGUGAUGUGUUGAGCGAUAAAAGCCACGAUAGAGUUGGCGCACAUUUGACUGAGAGGUCUAGUCGGGUCCAAUGAGGGAAUGACGGCAAAAGCCACGCGCGGAGAUGGGGCGGGCCCGAGCCGCUAUUUUACGCCGGUGGCGUUAACGCUCCAAUCAUAUCUCGUGAGGGAUCAGUGGGCCGCGUGCCGAUUCCAGCGGCUGGCGCGGCGCGCAGUGCGUCGUGUCACGUUUGUUGUUUGUUUUUUUUUUCUAACCAUUCCACAUGUGUUCUGCGCCCGCUUAGCGUUCAGCAGUCCUGUAGCUAACCCGGCAGAUGCCUAGCCCGCUAAUUUGUACAAAGCCAGCGUGGCCGUCCCUCCCCUUCAUUCGGUGCGAUCCCGUUGUCUGGGCUACUAACCCGUUAGACGUUGUGAUAACUGUAGCUAGUGUCGCCCGGUGUGUGUAAAUAUGUAUUGGAGUUUCGGGCGACGGCCGCGUGUGGCGCUGCGGUGCUGAUAUAGGUGGCGCUGCGGUCGCCCGUUUGUGCAGAGUGGUUCAGUGGAUCAUGAAGGGUUUUAUCGCGACAAAGCAGAGAAGAGCCAUAGUAUGAAGGAGGGCAUGGGGACCUGGGGGUGUUUCGCACAACCACACCUGCCAUUUGGUGCUCUUGUUCCCAAUGUUGAUGUAUUUGUAAAAGGAGACGGCUUGGCGCCGCCAAAACUGUAAUUCUGUACAUACACCUACAGAUCUUGUUCCGUUGCCUCAAUAAAUUGAGAUAGGCGCAU